AUGCUCCAGAACCAACUCAUCAUGGUUGCCUUGCCAGUUGUGUACUCCCUGACAGCAAUCAUCAGCAUCCCUGGAAACGUUUUCUCCCUCUGGAUACUCUUCUGCCACAUCAAGCCCAGAACCACCUCGGUCAUCUUCAUGAUUAAUCUUAGCAUCACCGAUCUUGCGCUGGCUUCCUGUUUCCCCUUCCAAAUUAAAUAUCACUAUGGUGGGAACAACUGGACUUUCGGCAGGCGCACGUGCAGCUUCGUCACAGUGAUGUUUUACGCAAACAUGUAUUGCUCCAUAAUCACUAUGACCUGCAUCAGUUUGGAGCGAUACUUGGGAGUGGUAAGACCAAUGACGUCUCAGAAAUGGAGAAGAAAGAGAUACGCGAUUGCCUGCUGCCUUGGAAUGUGGUUUCUUGUUCUGUUAGCCCUAUGGCCAUUAGAAGCGGAAGACCUGACUUUCGAAGUGAAAGAACUGAACAUUACCACAUGCUUCGAUGUGCUUAAGUGGAAAAUGCUUCCUAGUAUGGGGGCAUGGGCAGCUUUCCUUUUACUGCCCUUCUUCUUCUUCUUCUUGCUCCCAUUUAUAGUGACCAUAAUCUGUUACUUUAGCAUUAUUCGGAAGCUGAUCCAGGCCUCUAAGAAAUAUGGCAAUGGGCAGAAGAACCGAUCUAUCUACUUGGCCACCAUAGUCGUCUUGGUGUUCAUCAUUUGUUUUGCUCCCAACAACUUUGUCCUGCUGGUGCACAUCAUCAGCCGCCUCCGUAAACAGGAAGGCUACUACUACAUUUACAAACUCACCUUGUGCUUCAGCUGCCUCAACAACUGCAUCGAUCCAUUCAUCUACUACUUUGCAUCCAAGGAGUUCUAUCAGACAUUCAUGCAGGUGAUCGGCAAGAAGGUGCCUCUGAUGGAAAGCUGGGAAAGUAGAAGGGAAAGCAUGUUCUCUGCCAGGACGACGUCGGCAAGAUCGAUGUCAAGCGGACACGCGGAAGGGGUGGCGGAACAUAGACCAUGUUUGCAAAGAAGUGAAAGUGUGUUUUGA
Molecule: messenger RNA, 1032 nt
Organism: Podarcis lilfordi (Lilford's wall lizard)
Lineage: Eukaryota; Metazoa; Chordata; Lepidosauria; Squamata; Lacertidae
Source: the annotation of a GenBank genome assembly